Hordeum vulgare subsp. vulgare (domesticated barley) is the source of this 2922-nucleotide messenger RNA. Its product is annotated as probable polyol transporter 4. Lineage: Eukaryota; Viridiplantae; Streptophyta; Magnoliopsida; Poales; Poaceae. The record is from RefSeq and is a predicted model, not a curated record. Gene Ontology annotation, biological process: transmembrane transport. Gene Ontology annotation, cellular component: membrane. The transcript has 2 exons. The coding region runs from base 1006 to 2604 and encodes 532 amino acids. Gene Ontology annotation, molecular function: carbohydrate transmembrane transporter activity.
UCACAAUUGUUCUUGUCCCCAACGCCUAAGGCGUGCAUCCGUCUUUGUAUUUGCUGCAUUGCAAUUUUGCAGCUCACGAACGAGUGAAACAAACAUAGUACGCGAAUGAUUAACUUGGCAAAAAUGUCAGGGUGCAAAAUGCACAAAGAUUUAAUGACAAAAAGGAUUCAUAAUCGGGGCAUACGGUUGAAGCAUGAGUUGUAGCAGAUAUUCUGCCCUUAGAUUUCAGUUUUGGUUCUCUCUGUCUGAAAAAUGUCUAUAGUAAUUAACCAUUUUUUAGUAAUGUAAAAAAAUAUUCUAAACAUAUUUGAAACCAUCGUCCUGAGGAACAGAUAUGAAUUGUUUUGAUCUGUAUACUAUAUGGAUGUAAUAAAGUAAGAAAUAUCCGAGAAGUAUUUAUCAAAGUUCCACAACAUCAUCAUCACUAAUUUGUACUGCCUUGCUGAUGUAACCUUCUCACUCGGCUAUGGCCUUUUUAAGUACUUUCUACGUCCCAAAAUAAGUGAUUCAAUUUUUAUACUAACUUUAAUAUGAAAUAGAGUCAUUUUUAAUCACUUAUAUUGGGAUGGAGGGAGUACUGAAUAUUUAGGUGGGAUGCUUUCUCCCGGUGAUUGUUAAAAAAAAAAACUAAUUUGUACCAUGCUCUCGAAGGAAAAGAAUAAAAAAAAACUUGGGUACUUGCAAAUUCCAAUGCUGGCAACGUGUAUGCUCGAGCAAAAGCUGCAGAGCAACCCAAACCAUGUAGGGUAGUCAAAGGGCCAAAGUGAAAAAUGUCCCAUUUGAAAAAUGCUGCUCUUGUGUCCCCCGACGAGGCGACGCCAUCGUGUUGAACGGCGACCAAAUCUCGUGCGUGCCGGGAAAAGUAUACGACAAAACAUGUGACAAGGCCGCCUCCUGCUCCUUCUCCGUUUCUUCUUCCUUCCCGAGAUCCAGCGCCCCACCACGCCGCCGUUGGAGGUUUCUCCGGCUUGCUGUUGUAGGAGGGAGGGAGGGAGAAAGCAGAGCAUGGGGCUGCGGGGCGCAGAGCCGGCAGCGCCCAGCGGCAGCGGCAUGCUCACCCUGCCGGGAUUCUUCGGCCGGCAGAGCAAGUACGUGCGCAUGGACGAGGCCACGCCGCCGCCGGAGCACGAGGAGGAAGGCGUCCGUGCCGGCCGUAGCCGGAGCAGCACCAGAUACGUCUUCGCCUGCUCCGUCUUCGCCUCCCUCAACUCCGUGCUCCUCGGAUACGAUGUUGGAGUAAUGAGUGGGUGCAUUUUGUUCAUCCAGAGGGACCUCCGCAUCACGGAGGUGCAGCAGGAGGUGCUCGUCGGCUGCCUCAGCUUCGUCUCCCUCCUCGGCAGCCUCGCCGGGGGGCGGACCGCCGACGCCCUCGGCCGGAAGCGCACCAUCGGCCUCGCCGCCGCGGUCUUCCAGGCCGGGGCCCUCGUCAUGACGCUCGCGCCGUCCUUCCGCGUGCUCAUGGCCGGCAGGCUGCUGGCCGGCAUCGGCAUCGGCUUCGGCGUCAUGAUCGCGCCCGUCUACAUCGCCGAGAUCUCCCCCGCCGCGUCCCGGGGCUCCUUCACCUCCUUCCCGGAGAUCUUCAUCAACCUCGGCAUCCUCCUCGGCUACAUCUCCAACUACGUCUUCUCGGGUCUGCCCGAUCAUCUCGGCUGGCGCGUCAUGCUCGCCGUCGGCAUCGUACCGUCGGUGUCCAUCGUCUUCGCGCUCCUCGUCAUCCCGGAGUCGCCCAGGUGGCUGGUGGUGCAGGACAGGGCCGCCGAGGCGCGUGAGGUGCUUCUCAGGGUCACCGACAGCGAGGAGGAGGCCGACGAGAGGCUCGCGGAGAUCGAGGCGGCCGCGGCGAGCGCUGCCAGCUCCGGCGAGACGGUGUGGCGGGAGCUCACGAGGCCCUCCCCGACGAUCCGCCGGAUGCUGGUCACCGGGCUGGGCAUCCAGUGCUUCCAGCAGAUCACCGGCAUCGACGCGCUGGUGUACUACAGCCCCACCAUCUUCAGAAACGCCGGGGUCACCACCGAGAGCCAGCUGCUGCUCGCCACAGUGGCCGUCGGCUUCUUCAAGACGGCGUUCAUCGCGCUGGCCAUCGUGCUCAUCGACCGCGUCGGCCGGAAGCCGCUGCUGUACGUCAGCACGGUCGGCAUGACCGUCUGCCUCGUAGUCCUGGCAUCGACGCUCUGGCUGCUCGCGCACGGGGCGGUGCCCAAGGCCCUCGGCGUGGCCGUCGCCGUCCUGGCGGUCUGCGGCGACGUCGCCUUCUUCUCGGUGGGGAUCGGGCCAGUGUGCUGGGUGACGAGCUCGGAGAUCUUCCCACUGCGGCUGCGGUCGCAGGCGGCGGCGCUCGGCGCGGCGGUGAACCGGGUGACCAGCGGCACCGUGGCCAUGUCGUUCCUGUCCGUCUCCCGCGCCAUGUCCGUCGCCGGCGCGUUCUCGGCGUUCGCGGCCAUCUCCGCGUUGUCGGUCGUGUUCGUGCACAGGUUCGUUCCGGAGACGAAAGGCAAGACGCUGGAAGAGAUCGAGCUGCUCUUCAGCGGCGGCGAUGGUGGCGAGGUAGUGAGUCCAGGGGAGGUGGAGCUCGGCGACGCGGAGCAUCUGGUGCAGAAGGGAUGAGACGGUCGCUUCCCGUGGUCUCUCAGUCCUCUGAUGGUUCAGUUUGGAACUGUCGCAUACUCGCAUCUGAAUGUUUAGUUUCAGAAUGUGCAUUUGAUUCAUUUGUUUACUUGUCAUUUAGGACAGAAAUUAUACACAGUAAAAGGCUCGUGGCUUCAAACUUUAAGUUUCAGAACACAAACCAUUAGCAGUUAGGGCAGAAAUGAGAUGCUUCAUGUAUCACAGGAGAUGAGGCAGCAGCAAUAUGAUGUUUCUGCAUGACACUGAAAAUUAUGCAUUGCCAUUUGUCAACUUCAGCAGUAGCAUUCGUACAUGAUU